AUUUAAGAUUAUAUCGACGACGACGAGAUACAAUUCGUCUACCACUAUUCCCCCAACCCAAUUCGCCAUCACUAUUUAGCUCUUCGCAACUCCUAUUUUCAUAGACUCCUCAAAUUAUCAUCCAGCUCUUCAUAACUUUCCAACCCCUAUUCCCACAUUAUCCUCAAAUUCCAGUCAUUAUCCUCAAAUUAUCAUCCAGCUCUUCAUAACUUCCCAACUAUGAAUUUUUAUGAUGCAGAAUAGCAUUGUGGAUACAGCAAAGCAAGCUAUGCAAAGAGCCAUCGAACACCAGCUGGACUUGAAGUCCUUAUUCCCACUAAGCUCCACUUCUUCGAUCAGUUACCACAUAGCUGAUUUCGGGUGUUCCAUCGGACCAACAACAUUAAUGUCCGUACAGAACAUCAUAGAAGCGGUCAACCACAAUAAUAACCAAGUAUCAACGACCAAACUACCACUAGAGUUCCAAGUCUCAUUCAACGACCAAACCAACAAUGACUUCAACACCCUCUUCCGCUCUCUACCCGACCACCGCCAAGACAACUACUUCGCCGCCGGCAUCCCGGGAAGCUUCUACGGCCGCCUCUUCCCGACGUCCAGCCUCCAUUUCGGGUCCAUCUCAUCUUCCCUCCACUGGAUCUCCAGGGUUCCUGGAGAACUAAUGGCGGCCGGUCGUAGAUAUUCCAUCCAAUGCACGGGACUCGAUGAAGAUGUCACGAGGGCCUACUCUGGCCAGUUCACUAGAGACAUGGAGGCUUUCUUUGAUGCCAGAGCGGAAGAGUUGGUGGCCGGCGGCUUGCUGGCGAUUUGGGCGUUAUGCUUACCCCACGGAACUGUUCUGGCCCAGACCGGUUUGGGUAUGAUAUUUGACCUGCUCGGCGCUAGCCUCGUUGACUUAGCAGAGUUGGGGCUCAUCUCCGAAGAAAAGCUGAAGAGUUUCUACUUACCAAUGUACUACCCCCAAGCUGAAGAGCUGGAAGCUUCCAUAACGAAGAAAAGAUGUUUCAGCAUACGGAAGUUGGUGAAAAUGGCUCCUCCCUCGCCGGAGAAGUCCCAAAAGCUGAUUCAGACCUCAGCCUCGCAAAUAAGAGCCGUCUCGGAGGAAAUCAUCAAGAAACACUUCAUAACUAUCACUCCCAAGACUGUGGAAUUGAUCUUUGAGCGUCUGAAAGAGAAGUUGGCUGAGAAUAUGGAUGCCAUUACUAGCCCGACCACUUUGCACCAUCUUGAAGUGUUCAUCUUGGCAAAGCGUCUUUGACUUCUCCUUUGCCUUCCCAUUGUACUUGGGCUUGCUUCCAGAGUUGUUCCAGUGUUUGUUUUCUCCCUUGUUUGUCUCUUACGUCUAAUAAUAAAAAAUAGGACCU
Linum trigynum is the source of this 1361-nucleotide messenger RNA. The record is from the annotation of a GenBank genome assembly. Lineage: Eukaryota; Viridiplantae; Streptophyta; Magnoliopsida; Malpighiales; Linaceae.